AUGAGCGUAAGGGACCAAGGCACCGACGAAAUCAAGGGAGCAGAAUCCUUCUACAGGCAGUGCCAGAGCAAGGAUGAUAAAGUCGAAACACUGAGUGACGACGUGAAAGAAUUGAAGAAGAGACAAAGCGUAAGGGAAAAGGGCAUUGACGGCAAUAAGGUAGCAGAACCUCUCUAUAGGCAAGGAAAAAGAAAUGUCAAAGCCGAAAUGAAGAGCGACGGCACGAAGCAAGCGAAGGUGGCUGGUCUCAAGCAAUCAAGAAGGGAUGAGCAAGAAUUCAUUCAGUCUGAACCCAUGUUUUAA
Molecule: messenger RNA, 303 nt
Organism: Cooperia oncophora
Lineage: Eukaryota; Metazoa; Nematoda; Chromadorea; Rhabditida; Trichostrongylidae
Source: the annotation of a GenBank genome assembly